AUGAACACCAGUCAAAAUGAGAAGCCCACACUUCAGAGCAGACACUCCUUAGACGGCUCCCGACUGGCUGAGAAGGGGGACACGUCGCAGCCGCUGUGGAUAACGCUGGCCCUGCAGAAGCAGAAGGGCUUUCGGGAGCAACAGGCCACACGGGACGAGAGGAAGCAAGCCAGGGAGGCCAAGCAGGCGGGAAGGCUCCCCAGAGAGAAUGUCAGCGGCAGCCCGCCGCCCGGAAGCAGCAGUGUCAGUAGAAUGGGUUCCCAGCACAAGGCCGCUGCCCAGCCGGAAGAGAAGAAGCCCGAGACUGCCGUGUCCAGGCUGGAGCGCAGAGAGCAGCUGAAAAAGGCCAACACCCUUCCCACGUCUGUGACAGUGGAGAUCUCCGAUGCGGCCCCCACGGCACCGCUGGUGAAGGAAGUCACCAAGAGAUUCUCCACCCCAGAUGCGGCCCCGGUGUCCACGGAGCCAGCCUGGCUGGCUCUGGCCAAAAGGAAAGCAAAGGCUUGGAGCGACUGUCCGCAGAUCAUUAAGUAAAGAGUGACCGUGAACGGUUCCUGUGGCCAGCUCUUGGCUGCUCUCUUGCCAUUUUGAUUUAUUUAUUUUUUAUGUGGGGUCAAGAAAUCAAGCUAGGGAACGGCAGCACGUUUUGAAGGCUCUGAGAUCACGUCCGGGAACCGGGCUGGUGGUGGCUCGUUGUAAAUGGUGUAUUUGCACAACCCUUGGUCCUGGUGACUUGAGCUAUUCCUAGUUCUCAAGAGGAAAUUCCGUCCAAGGGACCACGUUAGCAAACAUCUCUCAGCUAAGAACUCUCCCUGUCGUGCCCAGCCCCUGGCCCUUCCCCACGUAUAAACCCACGCACCAUGCAGAACACUUACUUUUGCCAAUCUCCAUCGCGGAUGUUUGAUUCUCUUCAUUUUUGUCCAAAGCAUUUCCCCUACCUUAUGUUUGGGGAGCCUUUCCACAGUCACGGCGAAAGGAUUUUCUAGAGAUAGAAACAAGGAUGUUCAUUCUUCUCGACGCAGUGAGUCACUGGGAAUCACAAGGAACCGUCUGGCUCCCAACUCUGAGCCCACGCCUGGUUUUCACGAACUUUCCCCACUCCAAAACUGUAACAGGGAGGGCAGAUCCACUCACGUUCCUGCCACACCAUGGGUCCACAGUGUGAAGCCCCGUUAGACCGACACCCUCCUUAAGGACACACGACACGUGUGGUCCGGUUGGCUUCCAGAGAGCAUGUUUAUUUACUAUGGCAAAGGAAGGAAAUUCUGUAUCAAGUUUCAAGUUUGCCUUCUGUCUCUGAGGAUCCCCAUCGAGUACAGUGGUCCUGGGCCAACUAAGUCAGAGCCUUUGAGGACGAGGCCGGGAGUGUAUAUUUCUGGCAAAGACUCUUCAGAUGAAUUCUCAUGUAUCCCUGAAUUAAGAACUUUGGGAUACACCGAUUGUAGUGGAACCCUACUUCAGACUCUGAAGGGGAGGCUCAUUCACCCAAAAAAGCAAAGGGAGACAGGAAAGAGUAAUAAAACCACCCCCCAAACCAGCCAUUUAUUACAAGAAAUGACAGGCUAUUGACGUUACGUGUCUCUGACGUCUUUGGUCUUUAGAGAAAAUUAACAGGAAGCCAAGAUUUGGAAUCUUUGUACUAAGGGCUUCCAACAAAGUGUUUUCUUUACUAUCAUUGAGUAAUUCAGAUGUAGAGUCAAAUAUUCAGUAGCAUUUCUAAUUUAGCGCAUUCACCUUGCUACCUUUAAAAAACAUCUGAUUUUGAAGUGGCCUUGUUAUCCUCAUACACAUGUGCAUACGAAGAAGGCAGUUUAAAAGCCACAUAUGUUCACUUCUGUUUCCCUAAAUUUGCUUUCCACAAAACACAGAUACACCAGCCGAGCCACGUUGCUGUUACCAACUUCAUAUUCCAUAGUGCUGGCAUAUUCCCGUUCUUAGCUUCUUACUCCAAAAUACAGGUACAGAUCCUUUGCCCAGCGCAGAGGGAAUUCCACCCUUUCCUCUCCUUUUUAUUCUACAAAAACACGUUUUUUUAGUAUCCGCCAUGAUUUUCCUUUAUGCUCACUCGAUAUGUAAUGUGCUGUUAUUCUAUGACGUAUCUUAAAGAAAGGAUGGCAGCCAAGUAUAUACCACGCAGAAACCAUGUUCUUUCUAGAAACCACAGCUCAGCCUCACUGUAGCAGCUGGCAUGUGUGGUCAAGUGGGUAGUUGUAUUCUUGCAAGUUGGAUUUCCUAUUAUAUAUACUGGACCUCCAGACCGUUAAGGAUUGAUGUAACUUUUCUUUUACUGCCGUGGCAAGCAAUUAGUACUCCAUUGCACGUCUUCCACACUGAUGUUCAUUUCUAGAUCUUCUAUGUAGGCAUUUGUUAGUUCCAACGAUUUCCUCGCUCAUAUAACACUUUUGAAUGGGAAUCUUGCCACCCAGAGCCCUGGAAUUAUAGUGCUACCAUCAUUCUUCCGAAUUCUUUUUCUUUCCUCCUGUCGGCUUUGGACAGUAUCACAGUAAUGGCAGGAAACUGGCGAAGAUCAGCCACAAAGAAUGGUGGGUGAGUCAACUUUGUCCUGGCUGACACCACUGAACCCAUACAAACUAGAGAAAAGACCUCAGUGGAAAACUUUCCAUCAAAGUCUUUAAAAGAAGAGUGUGGCAGAAGAAAGGGCAGUCAUAGUACUUCUAACAACUUCUGAAGGGUACAUGUUCAGCAUUUCAUUUAAAAAUCACCCCAAAUUUGCACUAAAUACCAAUGAAGUGUUAUUUUGCUUUAGUUGUGUUGCAGUCUCUUCUGAGCAACAAACUAUGGGGAAAUUCUGUAAAAACAUAUAAAAAGUUCAAGACGACUUUUUUUGAUGAUUGCUAUGUUAAAUACACAAGCUUUUUUUUUUAUUUAAACACACAUACACAUACAAGGUGAUAGGUUAUAGAUGAUUAACCUCUGUUCAUAGACAUAUAUAUAAAACUAGAGUUUUUUGUUUACUUUUUUAAUUUUUCAAGUGCAAUUGUUUCUUACAUAAACCUUAAUUACUAUUAAAUUAUCAUUUUAGCCAGUCAUCUGCAAAUGUAUAAUAUGUAUUCAUCGUCUCUUCUUGUGACGUUUAGUUUAAUUGCUUAUUUUAAAGCAGAAACGUUAGUUACACGCGUCUUGCAAUAUUUUUACCAACAAUAAAAAUGAAGUAGACUUAAUGAAAAUACCUUAGUGUGAUUUUUAAUAUUAUUUUGAGAUUUUGGUUGUAUAAAGUUUUAAUGUAAAAUGUCCAUUAUUGAAGGGAAAAGUUCUUUCAAUAAAAAAUACACACAAGA
Molecule: messenger RNA, 3299 nt
Organism: Carlito syrichta (Philippine tarsier)
Lineage: Eukaryota; Metazoa; Chordata; Mammalia; Primates; Tarsiidae
Gene: CRACD
Product: KIAA1211 ortholog
Exons: 4
Coding region: 1-534 (177 amino acids)
Biological process (GO): maintenance of gastrointestinal epithelium; negative regulation of barbed-end actin filament capping
Source: RefSeq, a predicted model, not a curated record